Brienomyrus brachyistius is the source of this 1290-nucleotide messenger RNA. RefSeq names its product INO80 complex subunit C (gene ino80c). The transcript has 6 exons. The record is from RefSeq and is a predicted model, not a curated record. Gene Ontology annotation, cellular component: Ino80 complex. NCBI's taxonomy places the organism in Eukaryota, Metazoa, Chordata, Actinopteri, Osteoglossiformes, Mormyridae. Gene Ontology annotation, biological process: chromatin remodeling. The coding region runs from base 85 to 723 and encodes 212 amino acids.
UUCCGGGUUAUGCGGAAGUCGCGGAACCUACGGAUCCGUCGCUUCAUUACUUCUUAUUCUUAGGUGUGCUUAAGAGCUGAGCUAAUGGCUUCGUCUUCCUCCUCCUCGGGAGCAGCAGUGGCCGAGAUUACGGCCUCCCCGGUUUCCAGCGGUAAAAUCACGGCGUCUGCUUCCCAAUCCCGGGCGAAGAAGCGACCGGCCAGCCCCGCUGUCGGUCCCUGCCAAGGGGCGGGCAGCAGCGGGAACAGCAGUAAGAAGAAGAAGCUGAGCUUCACCCCCUCUGGCCCCCAGGGGCAGGCUCCGUCCCUGGAUUCUCCUGCCGACCCAAAGGCCGCCGCCCCCUCGGAGCAAGCGGCACUGGAGUCCUGCGUUGCUGCCAAACCACAGCCCUUUAAGGAUCCCAGUUUCGUGCACUCUGGGAUUGGUGGGGCAGCCGCGGGCAAGAAAAACCGCACGUGGAAGAACCUGAAGCAGAUCCUGGCUGCGGAGAAGGCCCUACCGUGGCAGCUGAACGACCCCAACUAUUACAACAUUGAUGCCCCUCCCUCUCUGAAACCAGCCAAGAAGUACUCUGACAUCUCUGGGCUUCCGGCCAGCUACACAGACCCCCAGACGAAGCUGCGCUUUGCUUCCAGUGAGGAGUUCUCCUAUAUCCGCCUGCUGCCCUCGGACGUGGUGACGGGCUACCUGGCCCUUCGCAAGGCCUCCUGCGUGGUGCCCUGAGGGUCCCGCCUCCUGGAUGUGACUCAUCCAGCCUGAUACCCAGCGUGCUGAUGCCAUUCUGCCCCUUAGGGAUGUCGGGUUUGUGGACGAUUUGGACUGAUGACAUUGGGGGUGGGAGAAGAGCUGUUUUUAUCUCACGGACCUUUCACGGAGAACCCUCCUUUCAAGUAAAUGCAUUGAGUUCUGUUUUCCUGGCAUUUAGAGGCUGAAGAAUUUAGUUUGUGAGCUAAUUACAAUCCUAGUUCCACUAUUAUCAGCCAGAAUCUUGUUCGCGGAAAUGUAUUACCCAUUUCUAGUGUAAAUUUUGUCCUCCCCCCCUCCGUACGCUUAGGGAGCACUACAGGCAUGGUGAAAGCUGUCCCUCCCAUUCAGAUUUCACCAGAGACCAGCAUCUCCUGUAAACUUACCAGCCUGUUUUUGGUGAAAGAGAAAGACAAUGCAGUGACUGCCCCUCCCCCGUUAAUUACCUUGCCUGGUCGUCAGCAUGUCCUGUGUAUAUCUUCUGUGAAGAUUAGCCGAAUUCAGGCGACUUUGUUAACAUGCUCUUAAAUGCAUUUUAAUGGCUUA